AUGACCAACAGGAACGAGGAGGAGCCCCGGGCGGCCGGCCGGAUGCAGAGGUUCCAGCAGGGCGUCCGCAAGCGCACGCUCCUGGCCAAGAAGAAGGUGCAGAGCAUCACCAAGGAGGACGUGAAGAGUUACCUUUUCCGGAAUGCGUUCGUGCUGCUCACCGUGACCGCCGUCAUCGUGGGGACGAUCCUCGGGUUCACACUCCGGCCUUACAAAAUGACCUACCGCGAGGUCAAGUACUUCUCCUUCCCGGGGGAGCUCCUGAUGCGGAUGCUGCAGAUGCUGGUGCUGCCGCUGAUCAUCUCCAGCCUCGUCACAGGAAUGGCGGCUCUGGAUAGAAAGGCGUCGGGGAAGAUGGGAAUGCGAGCUGUCGUCUAUUACAUGACUACAACCAUCAUCGCCGUGGUGAUUGGCAUCAUCAUGGUCAUCAUCAUCCACCCAGGGAAGGGCACAAAGGAGAACAUGCACCGGGAAGGCAAGGUCAUACAGGUGACGGCUGCAGACGCCUUCCUGGACCUGAUCAGGAAUAUGUUCCCUCCAAACCUGGUGGAAGCCUGCUUUAAACAGUUUAAAACCAACUAUGAGAAGAGAAGCAUUAAAGUGCCCGUUGCGUCUAACGAAACGCUCCUGGGUGCCGUGAUCAACAACGUGUCGGAAGCCAUGGAGACGCUUUCCAAGAUCACAGAGGAGAUGAUCCCCGUGCCAGGCUCUGUGAACGGGGUCAAUGCCCUGGGCCUGGUCGUCUUCUCCAUGUGCUUUGGCUUUGUGAUUGGAAACAUGAAGGAGCAGGGACAAGCCCUGAAGGACUUCUUUGACUCUCUCAAUGAGGCCAUCAUGAGGCUGGUGGCAGUGAUCAUGUGGUACGCCCCCCUGGGCAUCCUCUUCCUGAUUGCAGGCAAAAUAGUGGAGAUGGAGGACAUGGGCGUGAUCGGCGGCCAGCUGGCCAUGUACACCGUGACGGUCAUCAUCGGCCUGCUCAUCCACGCCGUCAUCGUGCUGCCGCUGCUCUACUUCCUGGUGACGCGGAAAAACCCGUGGGUGUUCAUCGGGGGGCUGCUGCAGGCGCUCAUCACGGCGCUGGGCACCUCCUCCAGUUCAGCCACCCUGCCCAUCACCUUCAAGUGCCUGGAAGAGAACAACGGCGUGGACAAGCGCGUCACCAGGUUCGUGCUCCCGGUGGGAGCCACCAUUAACAUGGACGGGACCGCCCUCUACGAGGCUCUGGCUGCCAUCUUCAUCGCCCAAGUCAACAACUUCGACCUGAACUUCGGACAGAUUAUCACGAUCAGCAUCACGGCCACGGCGGCCAGCAUCGGGGCGGCCGGGAUCCCGCAGGCGGGCCUGGUCACCAUGGUCAUCGUGCUGACCUCCGUGGGCCUGCCCACCGAUGACAUCACGCUCAUCAUCGCCGUGGACUGGUUCCUGGACCGCCUGCGCACCACCACCAACGUGCUGGGAGACUCGCUGGGGGCCGGCAUCGUGGAGCACUUGUCCCGCCACGAGCUGAAGAACCCCGACGUGGAGAUGGGGAACUCCGUGAUCGAGGAGAACGAGAUGAAGAAGCCCUACCAGCUCAUCGCCCAGGAGAGCGACACGGAGAAGCCCGUUGACAGCGAGACCAAGAUGUAG
Messenger RNA from Pipistrellus nathusii (Nathusius's pipistrelle), 1629 nucleotides. The record is from the annotation of a GenBank genome assembly. NCBI's taxonomy places the organism in Eukaryota, Metazoa, Chordata, Mammalia, Chiroptera, Vespertilionidae.